UCUCUCUCCAAGGUGUCACUGCUGUUUUGGAAAGCUGACCAGCACGGACGUAGGGGAAGAUGCUCCGGAGAGUGAUUUUGGUGGGGUAGAGUGGAUGAUCGACAGCAGCGCUGCUGGGAAGAGUGAGAGAGGGAGGAACAGCACAGCAUCCAGAGGCUGGGAGCCCGAGUCGGGAAGGAGGGGAGAGAGAUUGCCUUUUACUGAAAACAGUGUGACUUUCCCUUCUCCCUCUUCAAUUCGAAAACUUGAAACACCAAGAGCACUCUGGAUUUAUGCUUUCACAGAUCGCUCCAGUCUGGACAUUGAAAUAAAAGCAGCUGGGGAGCUCUAGGGGGGAUGCUCUAUACGGAGUUCAUGAAUAAGAUGCUGAACUGGACAUGAAUGGGAUGGCAUCAGAUCACAACACUUCCUCCAAAGAAUACCUCCCACACUAUCUCCAGAAAGAAGACCCCUUUGCAUCAAAGCUUUCUAGAGAAGCUGACAUUGUAGCUGGGUUUUAUUUGACCAUAAUUGGGAUUCUUUCAACUCUGGGAAAUGGGUAUGUUAUUUUUAUGUCCUCAAAGCGAAAGAAGAAGUUGAGACCUGCUGAGAUAAUGACUGUUAAUUUAGCAGUGUGUGAUCUGGGCAUUUCAGUUGUAGGAAAACCGUUUAGUAUCAUUUCCUUCUUUUCUCACCGCUGGGUGUUUGGAUGGAUGGGCUGCCGCUGGUAUGGAUGGGCUGGUUUCUUCUUUGGCUGUGGGAGCCUUAUUACCAUGACAGCUGUCAGCCUGGAUAGAUACCUAAAAAUCUGUCACUUGUCUUAUGGUACCUGGCUUAAGAGACAUCAUGCAUUUAUCUGUCUGGCAAUAAUCUGGGCCUAUGCUACGUUCUGGGCUACGGUGCCUUUUGCUGGCGUGGGGAGCUAUGCCCCCGAGCCGUUUGGGACCUCCUGCACUCUGGACUGGUGGCUGGCGCAGGCUUCGGUGGCUGGACAGGCUUUUAUUCUGAGCAUUCUUUUCUUUUGCCUCCUGUUCCCAACGGCAGUGAUUGUUUUUUCCUAUGUCAAAAUCAUUCUAAAAGUCAAGUCAUCCACCAAAGAGGUUGCUCACUAUGAUACCAGGAUUCAGAACAGCCACAUACUUGAAAUGAAGCUGACCAAGGUGGCAAUGUUGAUCUGUGCAGGGUUCCUCAUUGCCUGGAUCCCUUACGCCGUGGUGUCCGUGUGGUCAGCCUUUGGACAGCCAGACUCAGUUCCCAUCCAGUUUUCAGUGGUACCAACUUUGCUUGCAAAGUCAGCAGCUAUGUACAACCCAAUUAUUUACCAGGUCAUUGAUUGUAAGUUUGCCUGUUGCCGGUCAGGAGGAUUGAAGACACUGCAGAAGAAGAGCUCUUUGAAGAAAUCAAGGAUGUAUACCAUAUCUGCACACAGAGACUCGACGGCGAUGAACGAAACCCAACUGGAAGUAUGAAGGCUCAUUUCACAUACAGCAAAUGAAAACCUGAUGACAAUCAAUCAUAUUGUCUCAAGUUCUUCUUUCUGUAAAUAAAUUAAAACAUGAUGACAGUUUUAUUUUACUCCCUAGUCCUAAGUACAAUGUAGUUCUUUCCAUCCUGACCAAAAUAGUGUGAUUAGAGCUGGGCAAAUAUUUUAAGUACUCAGAGGAAGAAGAAACAGAGAAGAUUCAUUUCUAUAAAAAAAAUUUUAUUCACUUCAGAGCCUUUAAAAUACUUUUUUUUUAAAUUUUUUUUUUUUUAACACUAACAGAAGUGAUAGUGUGGAUGAUAUUCUCCCUCACGGAAAGGGAAGUGUUCACAAAGGCCAGUUUUAGUUUGCUAAAGUUAAUCUCCCUAGAUUCCUACUGCAGUCACUGGAGAACUGGAGCAUGAGAGAAAGGAUUCCUUAGAGGACAAAUCUGAGUCAGAUCUUCACUUAUCAGCGCUCCAAAUCACCCACUGCAGAAACAUUAGCCCACUGAUUAUCCCUUGUAAGUAUCUCUCCAACCCAUGUGGCUACAGGCUAUCUUAAAACCACUUUGACUUCAGUCCUUCAAUAUUCAGAAAUAUUUUGGUUUUAGUCAAGGCAAGAUCAGAAGUGCCACACUCUUAUACCACUGAUGGUCAGUAUUUGUGAAUGAGAGGGAAAGGUCUCUUGCUCAAGUGCUAGUUUCAUUUAAACAAUUUGGAAUCAUGAAUGACUUUGCAAUAAAAGAGCAGAACCUAAAUGAAGUCAGCGCCAUACAAGCCAAACUAAGCCAACCAAUAGUUUGCACAUCUUUUUACCAUUCUCUGGCCAAAAUUGCAAUCAAAUGUGAUGGCAAUAAGAUGACAGGUUUGACUUCUUGAACGGUAACUGGUUUUUUUCACCUUCUAUUGUACUUUUCACCAUUCUUUAUGAGAUCACUAUUUAAAAUAAAAUGACAAAUCAUCCCUCGAUCCUAAGCAUGAAACCUGACUCAAAACUAGUGAAUUCAUGAGAAAGGUUACAACAUAGGUAACAGAGAAGUGUUUCUCAAGUGCAGUUGUAUCCAAUUUUUAAACACUAAGUCCUGGAAGGAUGAGGAUUAGGAACGAUUUGGGAGAACAAUAGUCCUACUAAAACAAAGCUUUUAUGUUCCUAAUACACUCAAUACAAAAAAGAGUGUGCCUUGAAAAGACCUGCAGAGUAAGGCUGCCAAAAUAGUUGCAUUGGAUCUGAGCCAUAAUUAUUCCCAUUCUCUUCUUUUUCUUCUUUUGGAUUUACCUUAAGGUAGAGGCAUUGCUACAGACAAAAAAUUAGCAGUCCAGUAUAAGCAGAUUUUUAAUGCUUAAAAUAAUGAUUUUGAUGUUUGUAUGUCAUUUCUUUAGGAAGAAUAUGAUACUAUAAAAAAUAAGUUAAUUGCAAAUCAAAGAGUCUCCCACACAGAUUUGUGUUGACUGCUCAUUAAAAAAAAGAAAGUACAAGGGCUGAAGUUUUCUUCUGAAUGGUUCCUUUAAGGAAAAAAGCAUUUAUGAAAGAGUUUCUGUUGUUUUCCUGUUGAACAUUUAAUGGUCCUUCUUAUCAUACUGUUGUUUCACAAUUGUGUUUAACAUGUUUUCCCUGCCAUACCGAACUGAACUUCUUCUGUAGCUGAUCUGUAGUGAUGUUAAUCUUGUUUUAUACAAUAAUAUCAUAAAGGUUUAGAGUAAUCUGAUGUUUGUUGGCAUGUCCCAGUGCUCCCAUUCUGGAGUGCAAACAGUUGCUGUUUUCUCCAAUGAUAUUCAGACAAUGUAGCAGAAGUUAAGUUUUGUUGAAUUUCCUAAACUGAGUAGAAGAAAGUAUUGUUUCCUCCUCUGCAAUAUUUUAGCAAAAGAAGUUUGAGUAAAUACUAGAAGAACUCACAGAGGUACAAGGAGUUUCCAUGUUACCUAUACAAUGCUUUGUGUUAAUUUUUCCCAAGAAGUUGAGUUCUUUCACUUCUAUAGACCUUUCAGUAUAAGGCAAGUUUAUUUCUUGACUCUGGUUGCAAGUUGUGCCCAAGAAUUGAUCCAGAGCAGAAGGCACACUUUACAAUGUUUCCAGAUUUUGUUAUGAAGCCAUUAAAAAUCUUCCCUCCAUUUUCCUGCACCUUUUAUUCUUUUCUUCAUCCAGGCAAACUUUGGUUGGUAUCUAUAGAUGUUUAUCAUAACUGAGGUCUGAUGUAAGGUAGACGUACUGUGCCCCUAUAAAUGCAGGUUAGUUGGAGCAGAGCUGCAGGUAAGACUGUAGGAGUUACCCACUGGUCUGGCCAGACUUCAGGGCAGAUCAAUUCACAGUUUGUGCAUGAACACUUCCUGUAGUUUCAGCUGGGGAAGAUUUUAUCUUCUUUUUUUUUUUAAAUUAAGUACUCUCUUCAGAAUUGCUGCUGGGUCAUCCCAGAAAUGGAUACAUACUUGUGGUAAGGCUGAAUUUUAUAUUCUUAAAGACUGUAAAAUAUUUUUGGAUUCCACUAUAGGGAAUGUACUAGAUAUGUGUGCUAUCUAAAUAGUUCAGAGGUUUAGUAAACUCUAAAUGUGAACUUCCAGAAUCAUGACAAACAUGUUUCAUAUGAUUUAUUUAAAUAUAUUUAUUUUUUAUUCAGUGCCAUAAUUAUAUUUGUUUGAAGACACGGUUUUACCACUACUGAAUAGUAUGUUGCUCUGUAAGAAACUCUAGGACUCCAAUUUGAGCACGAGUUAGAGACAUGUUUAUACUGAGCAUGUGUUCAAGUGAAAGAUGUUUUCUUGAAUCAAGCAAGACAUAAACAUUCAAGCAUGCAGUACUAUAAUUUAAAUGCAGAAUCUGAACCUAAGACCUCAUGGAUCUCAUUCUUUUCAAUGAUAAAAGAGAACCUUCUUUGUCCACCUUUAUAAAGCAGAUCAUACAAUUAGUUCCUGCUCUGUUUGGGAUCACAGUGCCAGAGGAAUAAGGGGCCCUAUUAUGGAUUCAAAUUUUCAAGGCCAACUUUGAAUUGAAUUGGAGACUGUAGCCUGAUGGUUCAAAAGGUAAUCAUUUGCCAUUGAUGCUCAGGACAGAGUUUUGUCCUCUCCAUGUGUUGAGGCUGAUAAUUGAUGAUUAUAUAAAACUGAGACAUGUAACCUUGGUCUGAGGUCAUCAAAAGACAGUGAAUCUCUCAUUUUCUGUUCAAGAAAUCUUCUAAAUGUUUUGCAGGAUUCAGACUUGACAUUGUUUUGUGAUCUGAGCUUAGUCAAAGCACCAACAAAGCAAAGCCUACUCAGUCUGAUGAAUGAGUAAGGAAUAAAACUCUGAAGGAAGAUUUCUUCACUGCAUUUUCAAUAUUUCAGCCUCCUGCUUAUAUUAAGAAAGUUCCUCAUUUUAUGUAUUAACAUUAAACCACAUGUUUUUCAAUGAGAACAGUGCCAUCAAGAAUAAUAGCUAUAAAUGAGAAUCUUUUGUUAUGUAUCCUAUGUGCACAUUCAGACUGAGCUGCCAAGAAGCAAAAUACUAUCUGAAUUCACUGUCAGUGGCUUGAAGGAAAUAAUUGACAGAGGUUAAAACUCCAUUUAGUUAAUGAGCUGACCUGGACAGUAAGAUUAUCGCAGUGAGUGUAAGCCACUACUCUGUAUUUCAAGGGUAUAGACAGUGAAAUUAUGCAAAGCAUGUGGAUAUGGAGACUUUUAAUUUGGUCAUUUUCAGUCAUAGAUGAAGAAUGCCUAUAAACCUUCUUCUACAGACUUGGAAAUAUGUUGACAAUGUAGAACUAUCAAGAUUUACAAUGCUUGAAGAGACACUUGAAAUAGGGGAAUUUAGCAAACUUUUAUGACAGAAAAAGUUGAAAAAAGUAAAGCACUAAAAAUGAAAGUUAUGGUUGUGAGCUUUUGUAAGAGAGUAGAGAGCAUUUGUCCAUGCAGCUGAAUGCAGCUGUAGCAAAAAUUUAUUUCUAUGCCUGUAAUAAUAAUGAAAAAAACCCAACCCAGAAAGUGUUUUGUUAAAAAUAUUUAUGGCCUACAGUGCAAGAUUGCAGGCAGCAGAUUUUUGGCUUUGUAACAUCCAAAGGGAAAGAGAAAAUUGAUGCUUCUUCGUAUGAAGAGAGUAUGAUUAAUGAAUUGACUGGCACAAAUGUAGUGAAUCGGAUUCUUUGGUGGAACUUUUAUCUUGGCUGACUGUAUAUGGACAAUGUCUUUUAGAGGAUGUCACACCUCCAAUGUGCAGGGUGACCUUGGUCAUGAGAAUGUAUCUGAAUUCUUCUUAACUGACCAGGCACUUAGUUCUUCUGUAAUUCUACAUUAUUCCUUUUAUGAUUGUUUCUACUGCUUCUUCCCACCAGGGAACUUUCAGACACGUCAAUCUGCAUCCCUCAGGAAAGUUGCUUUGACAUCUUUUUAGUUACAUUUCCCAGCUCAGGAUGUUCCCAGAUGAGUCUUGCCCUGCGUAAGAAGCUCUUAUCAAGUUACAUUCACCACAACACCCAUUUCUCUCCUUCUCUUCUCCCAAGACAGAGGGAUGUUUGGAUGGUUUCCUCCACAUCUGCAUCUUUCCAAGUUUCACAAGUCUUUGUAAUUCUCCAGUUGCCCAGCAUGGUCUUCCCUUCUCCAGUUAUGCCUCUGUUUCACUUUGUAGCUGGUGGAACGGGUUUGGGACCUAUAGGUCAGAACAAAAUCUUUUGAAAUGCAAGGCUUAGUUACAGGUUUUCAUGCUUUCAUUACUUCUGAACAUAAAGGAUUCUUCACUAAUUAUGUAUAAUGAGCCUUUAUCAGUUACUGACUGUUGUUUUGUGUUUCAAGUGGGUAUAGAAGAAAACCCUAGAAGAUUGCCACCUAGUUUGUUAGACAUGUAUUCUAAGAAACACAUUCAGCAUCAAACCAGGUAAGUGCAGCAUCUGGAUGAAAGAUACUAAUAAAUAGCAAAGGUUUAGUAGGUUCUCUGAGGCAGUAAGGCAGACCGUUGGUCUGUAUUUCAGACAUAGCACCUAAAGGGAAUUCUGGGAGUAGAUCUCAAUCUUUGUGUAAAAUGACAGAGAAAUUUGUGAAAUAUCAAGUAAAUGUUGCGUGCACCAAAACCUGACUGUUGCACAGAACGUAUUUCAGUCAUAGAUGGUGGAUAUAGCAUGUGGUAUAGUAUACAUUUUAAAUGAUGACUAAAGUUUACAUUGCAUCAAGCAUAAUCCUACAUUAGUGAAAAGAGUAAAAUUUAGAAAAUAGAUAUGUGUAGAAAAUAGAUAUGAAAAUAGAGAAGUGAAGGUCUUUUCGGUUUGUAAAAAAGGCUACACGGAGGUUUAGCAUCCUAAAAUCAGAGGCUUGCUCUUUCUGCACCAAUCUUGCAAAAUAUAUCAAGAAAGGGAUCUUACCAUAACUCUUGCAUUCAUGGAGGCAAUUUGCAACACCUAAAAGUGUUCCUCUGAAGCAUCUGAACAUCCUUGAUCCCGAAUUACAAGCCAUUAUUUUAGACUGACCAGUGUGUAGAGAACCUGUCUGUCUGCCUGCAGCUCUGCUCCCCAAAGCUAAGAAAAAAUUUAGAGAAAGUGUAACAGGGAAGAAAAAAAAUAAUCAUGUAUAAGCAAUGAAGGCUAAGAGGAGAAGAUGACAGGGUUAAGCUACGUAGCCUAAGAAGAGGAAAGGUCUGAGAGUAAAUUAUAUCAGUCUAUAAAUAGCUUUAAGGCAAUAAUAAUGCAAAUGAAGGAAGGGAAUUACUCACAGUCUCAGAAGGUGAUAGAAUGAGAAAUCAAAGCUGGAAGCUAAGGCAGAAAAAGCCAAGAUGGGACUUUCUGAACUAGAGGAACAAUCAGGCCUUGCAAGAGAUCUCAAGGGGAGAAGUUAGGGCAUGAUUUAUCAGAUAUUCAAGAACAGAUUAGCUAAUCCACCAGCAGAAAUUAUUUACAGCUGGUAAUACUUCUAAAUGGCCAUUUUUAGUCCUGAUAUCUGAUUUGCUGAAAAAUUUCCUAAUUUAAAUGUUGGUAGUAUCUCACCUUAAGACCUAUCUCUACUGCUGGAGAAAUGAGCGCUGACCUUGCUGUACUGACAGCUAGAUUGUAUACACUGAAACCAGCUUCAAAAGACCUGUCAUACAGUGAAACUUCACUUCUAAUGAAGUGGUUUCAAAAUCCAAAAUUGGUGCAAUGCAGUGGUAUGCAUAGAUGCCAAGUUAAACUUUCUUAUGAAAGAAGUAGCUUUGCUUUCUCAGUUAUUAGAUGAGCUUUUCAGAGAGGUAUCAUUUUGCAACACUUGCAGUACAAGUUGGAAUAAAGUGCUGUAAUUUCUGCCAUAGACAAUUUCUUGGAAUAAAAUAUUUUCAGUUAGGCUAUUGAGCUUUUGAGAAUAUGAUAAUAAAUCUGGACUCUCAAAGUGAUUAAAUUAAAAUAUACCAAAUAACCACAGGGAAAUUACAUGAGAAAAUUACCUUUAGGAAAACAUUUAUUAGUGGUUUGUGAUCUACAUUUUCAUUCUUAGGAAUUAUAUUUCUAAUAGAGCUAAAUUUACAAAGGUAUCGAUAGACUCUUAGUGAUACUGACCCAAAAUAACUGAAAUAUGAGUGUCAUCUCAAAGCUUAGGUGUAUUCAUUGUAUAGAAAGAUAUUCCUACUACUGAAGAUGUGUCCUUUUAAGAAAUUAUUUCAAGUGUAAUUUUUAGUGUAUGUGCUAUAUUUAUUGUUUUAGUUUGUUGGCAGUAGAAUUGUAUUCACAUUUAAUGUCUUGAUACUGAUCUAUGCUUAGUAUUGUAGAGCAAGAAAUCACAGGCACACAUUAGCUAGCUUUCUCCUCUGUUCAGCUUUCUUCCUGCUGCAAAUAGGUAUGCACCUCCUUAGAAGUCCACAGUCUACACCUAUUUCCAGUUUCCAAUGUAAAAAAGGGAUCUUGUGUUUCCUAUUUGUCUUGCACGUUUUCCACCACAGCAGCCUUACCAGCCUUGCUGGAGUUGCAGCUGGUUUACAACGCCUGCAGCAGAGGGUCUGGGUCCAGAGGGAAGAGGGAAAGUAGGCAGACGCUGGGCUUCCCUCUCAAGUAGAGGUGAGAAAAACCAGGAGCAACCCCCCCGAAAUCAGGGGACUGGCCAUGCUCUGAAACUGUGAUAGAAAUAAAAGGAGAAAGUGUCUUUUCAGCUUUAUGGGAGCAUGCCAGACCCAAGAAAUGCCAGAUAUAUUGACCGUUUUCUAGGGGUUAGUUCUCCAGCUCUGACGGAGAUAACUAGACCUUGAGCUAAGAGGGUCCCUCUAGCUGGGAGGAGGUACCGACUGCAGUAAGGAUUUAACUUGGCCGGUAGCAUAAAGGCGAGGAAGGCUGAAGGCCACGUUGUUCCUGUCGCUGCGUGAUUUCAGCUUCCUCCAUGUUCUGCUUCAUUAUAUUCUUUUUAAAAUGCACUUAACCUUCCCAGUGGCCUACUGGACUACAUGGCUGAAGUGUCAGUAACAGCAUGUUGGUGUUGCAAGCAACAUUCAAAGCUGUAUACAGCUGUAAGAAAUUAAUACAGAACUUUUCUAGAAUACUUACUACUGCAUUUUUUCAGUAUACUCGAGCUCAAAGUGUCAUGGAAGAUCUGAGUAUGGUUAUUAACGAACCUCAGAAGUCAGAGCGGUGGGAAAGUUCAUAAACUGCUACAGUCUUGUAACUCAUAGUAUGAAAUUCAAUUGUUAGUGUCCAUAAAUGUUUCCAACGCAUUGUGUGUCAGUGCAACGUCCUGGAACUGCAAUCAACAAUGAGAAAAUUUAUAGAGUGAACCUGUAAAUAACUGUGUAAGUUCUCAAGUGGUGUUGCUGAGUUAAUAUGUUGUUAAUAUAUAACACUGUGUUAUGAAGCAGUAAAGAACCUAACAUACUGGCUGCACUUAACACCAGGGGACACAUAUUGGAACAACAGAUUGGUUAUUUUCAUUUUUCUCUGCCCUUUUUCAUUCCUCUAAACACACAACCAGACUGAUGGCAUCACGGGCAGACUUUAUUUUCCACACUUUGUUAUCCGAAUGUGCUUUCAAAUAAAGCAAG
Molecule: messenger RNA, 9388 nt
Organism: Aquila chrysaetos chrysaetos
Lineage: Eukaryota; Metazoa; Chordata; Aves; Accipitriformes; Accipitridae
Product: opsin-5-like
Exons: 7
Coding region: 378-1448 (356 amino acids)
Biological process (GO): G protein-coupled receptor signaling pathway; visual perception
Cellular component (GO): membrane
Molecular function (GO): G protein-coupled receptor activity
Source: RefSeq, a predicted model, not a curated record